Messenger RNA from Bombina bombina (fire-bellied toad), 1302 nucleotides. RefSeq names its product dynein axonemal light intermediate chain 1 (gene DNALI1). NCBI's taxonomy places the organism in Eukaryota, Metazoa, Chordata, Amphibia, Anura, Bombinatoridae. Gene Ontology annotation, molecular function: dynein heavy chain binding. Bases 102 to 866 code for a protein of 254 amino acids. Gene Ontology annotation, cellular component: filopodium; axoneme. The record is from RefSeq and is a predicted model, not a curated record. The transcript has 6 exons.
CAUCGGGUUGCUAUGGAAACGUAAACAGAGGCCUUAGAGACAGAUCUCACAAGAAGUAGCACCGUGUAGUUACAGUAUUCUGCCUGCUCGCUGCCGUCAUCAUGAUCCCCCCGGCGGACUCGCUGCUGAAAUAUGACAAUCCAGUGCUGAUCAGCAAGAACACGGAGAGGAAAUCCCCAAAAUCACGACCUCUGAAAGCGAGUCCUCAACAAGCAAUUGUGACAGCUCCAGUACCACCUCCACCAAAACCCAAGUCUCCAACGUUAGACACCAACAAACAAACAGAAGAAAUUUUAAAUUCCAUUCUGCCUCCUCGGGAAUGGAUGGAAAAUGGUCAGCUAUGGAUCCAGCAAGUGUCCAGUACACCAAGCACCCGGAUGGAUGUUCUUCAUUUGCAGGGAGAGCUGGAUGUGAAGUUGCAGCAGAGACAGGCUAGAGAGACAGGAAUCUGCCCUGUUCGGAGAGAACUUUAUUCACAAUGCUUUGAUGAGUUGAUCCGACAGGUGACCAUUAACUGUGGUGAGCGCGGGCUUCUGAUGCUUAGAGUUCGAGAUGAAAUUCACAUGACUAUCUCUGCUUACCAAACACUGUAUGAGAGUAGUGUGGCAUUCGGUAUGAGGAAGGCUUUGCAAGCGGAACAGGGGAAAUCAGACAUGGAGAAACGAAUUGCAGAGUUAGAGCAGGAUAAGAAAGAACUAGAACGACAAGUAAAUGAACAAAAAGCCCGAUGUGAAGCUAUAGAAAAACGUGAGGCUGAAAGAAGACAAGUAGAAGAGAAAAAACAUGCAGAGGAGAUACAGUUUCUCAAAAGAACUAACCAACAAUUAAAGGCACAGCUAGAAGGUAUUAUUGCACCCAAGAAGUAACAGGAUGGGAGUAACCUCUGAAAUAAAAUCUGAAUUACAGACAUAUUGUUCAGUGCAGAUGCCAAGAAACUAAUAUUUCUACCUUUAGAAAAUAUUAUUUAAUUAUAGUUGGCUUAUGUAUUUAUUGGAAUUUCUUCAUUUUACCCUUAAAAUGUAAAAAGGUUUCUCAUAAUUUCUUUAUGAAACACCUCAAGAUUUUUAAUAUCAAUGUUCCUUUGAUGGUAAACUUGUUGCUAUCCUCUUCCAAGUAUGUGUUUGCGUUUCCUGUUUUAGUUAUUUAUAGCAGGGAACCCUAUGCAGUUUAGUUAUUAAAGCAUUGUGGCAAGGCCAUGUGUAAUAUAACAAAGCUCUUGCUUGCCCUACUGGCAGCCCCAAGGCUAAGUAUGUUCUAUGCGAGAGUUUAAUUGUAAUAAAAAAGAAAACAUUGACAUCAUAA